Molecule: messenger RNA, 1164 nt
Organism: Rotaria sp. Silwood1
Lineage: Eukaryota; Metazoa; Rotifera; Eurotatoria; Philodinida; Philodinidae
Source: the annotation of a GenBank genome assembly
AUGUCAGAUAAAAUUAUUCCACAUUAUUUACGUGAUAUUGAUGAUAACUCAAAUGGUCGUGAACAGUAUCAACAACAACAACAUAUACAAAAAUUAACCAAGGCUGAAGAAAAUUUUCACUUACGACAACAAUAUCCACAAUUUGCUGUACCACCAUCUAUGUACAAAAUUGUCCGUGGCAAAUUAACAGAUCGUUAUUUGACUGAACAACAUCAGUAUGCCAUAAUCAAAGUUGUUCGGCCAAUAUUAUCGAAAUUACAGGACAGACAAAUGGAUGUAGAUCAUCCUCCAACAACAACUGCAGAAGUUCCUACUACAGCUCAAUCAGAAGAGCUUUAUGAAAUGCUCAAUAUUUUGGCAGGCAGCAUUGAAACAUUGAACAAUGAUGGACAAUGUCUAAGCAAUGAAUCACUUCAAAUGCAAAUUAAAAUUCCAACAUUGAUAGAAGAAGUAUCGAAAAUUAAAUUAUCUGUUGAAGAAUCAAAUACAUUUUUGGAAGGUGUAAAAUAUAAUGGAGACAUACUCAAUCAAGAGUUAACAUCAUUGCAAGAAAAACUCAAUGAUUUGCAACAUGUUUCAUAUGAUGGAACAUUUGUUUGGAAAAUUACAAACUUUAAAGAGAAAAUGAUUGAUGCACAGUCGGAAAGACAAACAUCCAUUUAUUCGCCGCCAUUUUAUUCAUCUCCAAAUGGCUAUAGAAUGAGAGCUCGUCUUUAUUUAAAUGGUGAUGGUAAUGCUCGUCGUACACAUAUGUCACUCUUUUUCGUGCUCAUGCGAGGUUUGAAUGAUUCGAUUGUCAAAUUUCCAUUUAACUAUAAAGUCAUAUUUUGUUUGUACGACCAAACGCCUGAAAAACGACAUAUUAUCGAUUCAUUUCGACCAGACAUUAAAUCGAAUAGUUUUCAACGACCUCGAUCGGAUAUGAAUAUAGCCAGUGGUAUACCAAAGUUUUUCCCAUUGUUGAUGAUUCAACAAGAAGGAAAUCCAUAUGUACGAGAUGACACAAUGUUUAUCAAAAUUAUGGUAGAUUUUCAAGAAAUACAAAAAACAUUAUUGCCCUAUAUGUUGAGUCUCAAUCCGGGCCUACCAGCACAUGUUCAACAAGCAAUGAUCAAGCAAGAAGCUGAACGAAGAAUACAAUUACGACCUGACGAGCAAGAAUAG